AUGUUUGAGAACGAAAAUGGAGAUUUAACUCAGAUGCUUUAUUGUAAGGAAUUAAAUAUGAUAGAUAAGGGUUUCCUUUUCUUUAUAAAAUUCAUUAAAAUUAUAAAUAAAUUAGUUGUGUUGGAUUAAUGUUCAAGAUUUUCUACAAGUAAUACACCAAAGAAAAAAAUACAGAAAUGGACACUUAAAAACGGCAAUUUACUUAAAAAAUUAGUUUCAGAUGAAGGAAAGAAAUGGAAAAAAAAAGAAAAUUAUUAAUAAUUACAUGGAAAGAUAUUGAGAAAUCAAAAAUAAUAAUAAUAUUAUAUUUAUGAAUAUCUGUAUCUCUUUGAACACUUUGAACAGCCACUUUUUAAAUAUCUCUACUUAUUUAAUGGCUCUGAAAUACAAGGAACAAACAUUAUUCAGUUAAAUUGA
Messenger RNA from Paramecium tetraurelia, 417 nucleotides. RefSeq lists its product as uncharacterized. Lineage: Eukaryota; Ciliophora; Oligohymenophorea; Peniculida; Parameciidae. The transcript has a single exon. The record is from RefSeq and is a predicted model, not a curated record.